AAAAGCUCCCACCGCAACCAAAAAGCUCCCCAUUCACGCCUCUUCCACAAGAUGGGCAUCGUGGAAGAAGCUCACAACGUGCGGGUGCUGGGUGCGGGAGAACAGAUUAUCGUACUCGCGCACGGGUUCGGUACGGACCAAUCGGUGUGGAAGCACCUUGUGCCCCAUCUGGUGGACAAUCACCGUGUAAUCCUGUUCGACAACAUGGGCGCCGGGCCGACUAAUCCCGACUACUUCGACUUCGAUCGCUACUCCUCGCUCGACGGCUACGCCUAUGAUCUCCUCGCCAUACUGGAAGAGCUCCACGUGGAGUCGUGCAUCUUGGUGGGCCACUCCGUGUCCGCGAUCGUCGGUGCCCUGGCAUCCAUCAGCCGGCCUGAUCUUUUUACCAAGAUCAUCAUGAUCUCCGCUUCUCCAAGGUAUCUGAAUGACGUUGAUUACUUCGGAGGAUUCGAACAAGAAGAUCUUGAGCAGCUCUUCAAUGCAAUGCAAUCCAAUUACAAGGCAUGGGUCUCAGGGUUCGCGCCAUUGGCUGUCGGUGGCGACAUGGACUCGGUCGCAGUGCAGGAAUUCAGCCGGACCUUGUUCAAUAUCCGGCCAGACAUUGCAUUGAGUGUAGCCCAGACCAUAUUUCAAAGCGAUAUGCGGCAGUUUUUAUCGUUGGUAGUGGUCCCGUGCCACAUCCUGCAGAGUAGCAAAGAUCUGGCCGUCCCCGUCGUCGUGGCCGAGUAUCUCCACCGCAAUCUGGGUGGCGAUUCGAUCGUAGAAGUCAUGGCUUCGGAUGGACAUUUGCCGCAGCUGAGCUCGCCAGACAUUGUAAUCCCCGUUUUGCUUAGGCACAUUCAGCAUGACAUCAUCGUCUGAUUAUGGAAUACUGUAAGUGUGGUUAUGAUCAUGCGGUCUUGAUCAUGGAUGGCUUGAUGGUUGGUUAGAAUUUAUUUUCCUAAUUUCUGUUGCAUUUGAUAAUCAUGUACACGUCUGUUUUCUGUUUUUGGGGACACCAAUUGAAGGGCUAGGAUUUUGGUUGGCA
Molecule: messenger RNA, 1030 nt
Organism: Magnolia sinica
Lineage: Eukaryota; Viridiplantae; Streptophyta; Magnoliopsida; Magnoliales; Magnoliaceae
Product: probable esterase D14L
Exons: 2
Coding region: 52-864 (270 amino acids)
Biological process (GO): response to karrikin
Source: RefSeq, a predicted model, not a curated record